AUGCACCCUCCACCCCGGGACAGCAGCUCCUCCUCAGGUUAUUCCAGCUCCCCCUCCAGCCCCAUUACCCCUCUGUCUCUGUCUCUGUCCCGGGAAGGGGCCGUCGACAGGGCCAAGGAGCCACGCAGACGUGAGUCCCCUUUCUCUCUCAGCAGUCAUGCUAAUUUAAAAGCAGGGUAUAUCACUGAUAACAGUUUAUCUCUGAUAACAGUUUGUUCUGUCUCCCAUCCAGGUAUGGAGUCAGGACUAGACCUCGGAGAGAAGGACAGGACAUGUGUUCUCCUGAACCCCACGGUUACAACAGGUCCAAGUCGGCCCACUGCUCAGGUUCUUCCUGUGCAGAAUGAUCCUACUCCCUGCCCCUCCCACAUGGGCCUUCCUCCACUCUCCUUGCCCCUACUGUCACCAAGACGCAUCCUGGGUACCCCCCGUAAGCCCCGGCCCCCUCCCCUCUGCCCUGACGAGCGGGUGAAACCCCUGGGUUCAGGCGUGGCUGUUGGGGUGCGGCUGGAAAGCCUGUUCCCUGGCCUGAGCGUGGACAGUGUGGGGUUCCCUCCCCUCCACCAGGAUUCUGCUGGGCCCCGGGGGCCCUCUGGGGUCACCAUGCUGCGCUCCCUUCCAGGCCUGAUGGUAGAGACCAGCACCACCCUCACCACCACCUCCAACACCCUGCACCAUGUCUCACACCUACAGGUGUCCCCCUCCUUACCCCGUGCUGGACACUACCCUUACCCCUCUUCCUCCGCCUCCUCUUCCUCAUUAUCUCCCUCCUCCAAGUCAGCCUUCCCGUCUGUGAGUGGCAUUCCCAUGGGAACCGUGAGCAGCGUUCCCAUGGCAGCGGUGCCAGGCAACACCUAUUGUGUCAACAGUAGCGCUGCUGUCCUGCCAAGCUCCAGUCCCACUUCCACAGAGAACAGCGGCUACGCCGUCGCCUCUGGCUCCACCCCAAGCCCCUCUGUGUGCGUGUGCAGCUCCUGUGGCUGCAGUGGGAACUGUGGCUCCUACGGGGCCCUCCCAACCAGCUACGCAGGGUACUUCCAGCACCCCUUCUCAGGGACGUCAGUGUUCACCCUGGGGCCCCUGCUUCACCUCAGUCCCCUGCUGGCUGGGAGCAGUACUGCAUUCCCCUUCCCCCUGGUGGCACCGCCCCUCUACAACAGCAGCAUGUCUCACAGCCACGACACCCAGGGGCAGCAGGGGCUGGUUCUGCCCCCCAUGCAGGGCUUUCUGGGGGCCGGGGCCAACGUGUACCAGCCUCAUGGGUUGGUGGGGAACGGAGGGCACAAGAAGCCAGGGAGCCUGUCCUGCUACAACUGUGGGGUCACCGGCCAUCGGGCACAGGAAUGCAAGCAGCCACCCAUGGACGCUGCUCAGCAAGGUAUAAAGUAGAAACCUUACAGCUACUCCAAGAGAUAUUGUAAUUCCAUGAUUGAAAAUACGUACACUACCGUUCAAAAGUUUGGGGUCACUUAGAAAUGUCCUUGUUUUCGAAAGAAAAGCAAUUUUUUUGUCCAUUAAAAUAACAUCAAAUUGAUCAGAAAUACAGUGUAGACAUUGCUCAUGUUGUAAAUGGCUAUUGUAGCUGGAAACGGCUGAUUUUUUAUGGAAACUGGCUCUAACCAGAAUAGAAAGAGGAGUGGGAGGCCCCGGUGCACAACUGAGCAAGAGGACAAAUACAUUAGAGUGUCUAGCAACUCUGCCAAGAAGGUCAGCAUCCCGGAGUCGCCUCUUCACUGUUGACGUUGAGACUGGUGUUUUGCGGGUACUAUUUAAUGAAGCUGCCAGUUGAGGACCUGUGAGGCAUCUGUUUCUCAAACUAGACACUCUAAUGUAUUUGUCCUCUUGCUCAGUUGUGCACCGGGGCCUCCCACUCCUCUUUCUAUUCUGGUUAGAGCCAGUUUGCGCUGUUCUGUGAAUGGAGUAGGACACAGCGUUGUACGAGAUCUUCUGUUUCUUGGCAAUUUCUCGCAUGGAAUAGCCUUCAUUUCUCAGAACAAGAAUAGACUGAUGAGUUUCAGAAGAAAGUUAUUUGUUUCUGGCCAUUUUGAGCCUGUAAUCAAACCCACAAUUGCUGAUGCUCCAGAUACUCAACUUGUCUCAAGAAGGCCAGUUUUAUUGCUUCUUUAAUCAGUACAACAGUUUUCAGCUGUGCUAACAUAAUUGCAAAAAGGUUUUCUAAUGAUCAACUUGGAUUAGCAAACACAACAUGCCAUUGGAACACAGGACUGAUGGUUGCUGAUAAUGGGCCUCUGUACGCCUAUGUAGAUAUUCCAUAAAAAAUCAGCCGUUUCCAGCUACAAUAGCCAUUUACAACAUUAACAAUGUCUACACUGUAUUUCUGAUCAAUUUGAUGUUAAUUUAAAGGACAAAAAAAUUGCUUUUCUUUCGAAAACAAGGACAUUUCUAAGUGACCCCAAACUUUUGAACGGUAGUUUAUAUCUUUUAUAUCUACAGAAACCUCUUUUUUUUUUCAGGCACAUUUCGGCUGAAGUAUGCUCCUAAAUCAGACAGCCAGGACUCAGGGGACUAGGAACAACUCCUGUGAUCUUACCCCUGCACACAUCAGCACCUUAUGUCUAAGGCACUGCAUCUCAGUGCUUGAGGCAUCACUACAGACCCCCUGGUUCGAUUCCAGGCUGAAUCACAACCGGGCGUGAUUGGGAGUCCCAUAGGGCGACGCACAAUUGGCCCAGCGUCGUCCGGGUUUGGCCGGUGUAGGCCGUCAUUGUAAAUAAUAAUUUGUUUUUAACUGACUUGCCUAGUUAAAUAAAGGUAAAAUAAAAUAAAAUAAAAAAGAUUGAAGGAGCUCCUUUCAUUUACAUUACUCUUUGAACACAUUUGACAUUUUAGUCAUUUAGCAGACGCUCUUAUCCAGAGCGACUUACAGUUAGUGAGUGCAUACAACACCAGUCAAAAUUUUUAUGAUGGGCUGGUGAAUGGUGGCCACUCAACUCAACUUAGAUUCUUGGUUGAGACCAUGAAGAAAGUGAAAUUACAGAGUCAAUUUGGAGGGUGCUAUUAGUCCCAGUCUAUCUAUAACAGAGGAUUUUGGUCAAAGGAAAGAUGUUGAAAAUAUGACCCAAUACUCCUCACACUACUCAGGUCACACCUCAGUGUCCCUCAGUUCUGUAGCCAGACCCAACCCUUUCAAAACAACUAAUGUACUGUUUUAGACAAGAUGGCCUUUUAAGUUUCUCUGGAGAAGACAGUUGGAUGUAUAUCUGAGAGGAUGAUGAAGUGUGAAUGUAAAGACAAGAUGACUGCCAAAUAAUGCACAUUGACUGACUGUCUGCCAAAUCCUCCUCCUCUGGAACAAUGCAUGUCUGUGAGGAAACCAGGAAGUAAACAAGGAAGUACAUCUGUAAUUUCCCUUAGUGUUGCCAGACAGAACAGAGGAAGAGGAAGUGA
Molecule: messenger RNA, 3408 nt
Organism: Coregonus sp. 'balchen'
Lineage: Eukaryota; Metazoa; Chordata; Actinopteri; Salmoniformes; Salmonidae
Source: the annotation of a GenBank genome assembly